Jaminaea rosea is the source of this 2307-nucleotide messenger RNA. RefSeq lists its product as hypothetical. The record is from RefSeq and is a predicted model, not a curated record. Lineage: Eukaryota; Fungi; Basidiomycota; Exobasidiomycetes; Microstromatales. The coding region runs from base 395 to 2155 and encodes 586 amino acids. The transcript is spliced from 2 exons.
ACUUGAUUGAGGUCGAAGCUCUGCCUUUGUUCGCGAUCCGAACGAUGACCGCGCGACGCUUUAUCUUCGAGCUCUCACGAUCAGGACAAAGUGACGUGUCCCCAGGGCUAUGACAAGGAUGUCUGAACGUAUGGCCCUUUGUUCAACCGGCUCGAGACGCGUCCGUGAGACAAAGGGAGCAUGGUCGACCAAAACACAAUGGCUUCGACAUGACCGCUACAAGAGCUCGUGAACCGUAUGAGCUUUCGCAGCUCCGUGCAACUGUUUACUACCACUUCGACCCCUCUACUGCUUCACACAGGAGCGGCUGGUCCCUCCUACACGCCUCGGCGAUUUUUUCAUCGCCCAGCAUUUCUGCCAGCACGCGCAGGCCCCCUGUACCGGCUCAAGCGACAUGCUCCUGACGCCUACCGCUGUUGCCUUUGUGGCGCUCAACGCCCUUCGUAUCCUUUCCGUCGUCUCGCUGAUUCUCGUUUUUGCCUCCACGAUUGAAUCGAUGAUCCUCGACGGUCGUGAGGUGGCUCUGGCCCAGCCUGACGAUUACGAGGACUGCGACUACCUCCCCGGGACGGACGUGCCUACGCACGCCUGGGGCUUGUUUUGGGCACAUCUCGAUCGUACCUUCAUCCUUAUUUUGUGCCUGAUCGGCGUACUGAGCGAGAUCAAUUGGGGUGGGAUCUGCGAGCGGGGCUUUCAGCAUUGCCUUCCCAUCUUUAGCUUCGCUUUCGGCCUGGCGCCGCUUGGCUGUUUGCAGAUGAUGAUUGGAACCAACCUCCUCUCGCAAUACCUCGACUCCUUUCCUCUGGUCACCUCUUGGCUUCUCUCCUUCGUCGGUCUAGUCAAUCUCCUCGUCGGGCUCAUCUUCGCCAGGCGAGGCAAAGUGUGGCGCUGCCUGUCCAUCAAAGAUCGUCAUGGCUGGACAGGCCCGAGCGGCAUGACUCAGAUGAUUGAUGGGCAGGAAUAUCCGACCGAGAAGGAAGGAGGCUCGAGCGGUCCACCCUUCUACCGUCAUCUCAAUCGUGCCACAAGUCAGCUCGGCGGCGGCGCAGGCGCGCAGCCUGUGCGAAGCAUCUCGCAGGCUUUUGCUGCUGUCAGAGCGGCCAAAAAGGGUCGCAACCAAGCUCAGGGCGCACCGGCUCAUCAGCAGGACCUUUCCCCAUCGUACGAAGAAGUUUUGAGGGCGCAGGCACGCGAGGCAAAUGAGCGUAGCGAGCGGGACUACUUUGGCUCCCAACUACGCCAUGGUGUCAAGGGCAACGACCUUGCCGCAGACUUGGAAAGUGGACGAGUUCUCUCUGGCGCCUUCGUCUACGACAGUGAGGCCGGGCACAAUAUCGCGCUCGGUCGCCCACCCUCCAGAGGGACCGACACUUCCGACAACGUCGCCGUGCGCUCAUUUGGCACGGGGAGCUCGACUACCGCGUAUGGCACCACGUCGAGAAUGACCUCAAAGCGCCAAGGGAAGCAGCGUGCCGUCCCAACCGCCGCAGGCUAUCCCCGCUCGCCAUCCUCCCUUUCGCUUGCCUUCAAGCGCCGUUCCCUCGCACUGGCCAAGGCUGCACGUAGAAGGCUCAGCUCCAGCUCCCCAAGCGCAGCCUCCUCUGCCCAGCGUCGCUACCAGCGCAAAGCUGCGCCCGAAAUGCCUAGCUUGAGGCAACGUCGCCUUGCUCUAGCUGCUGUCCGCCAGGCGGAGCGUGAGCGUGACCAGCUUCGACGUCUGGCCAAUGAGCUUCGACUUCCCAGCUCGGCCAAGCCGGGCGGCCGUACCGACACUAGCUUCCUCUCGCCCACCAGCGAGUAUGGACCGAGCGCUGCACCGCCAGCGACAGGAACGGCCAACGCUCCAACAACCAUCUACUCGCCCGGUCAAUCGACGACAGGCCUGACCUCGAUCUCGCGGGCACAACGUCGUUUCGGGCGGGACUCAGAAGGGGCUUACUCACGCUACGAGGCUUGGUACGAUGCAGCUACUGUUGAGCCUCCCGCAGCCAGCAGGCCAAGCUUGGAGCAGCCCUUGCCCGCCUAUCAGCCUUCCGUCGCCGGGUCGCAGAGAGAGAGGGCGCUGAGGGGUGGAGAGGAUCUAGGAUUUGGAGCUGGGCGACUGCCCGUGGCUGCUAGAUAUGAAAGUGAAUGGGUCGAGAAGUUGAGAUCCUAGUGCGAUCACUUUGCUUCAGUCCGUCGAUCGUAUGCUACCCUGUCUUGGCCAUCUAUUCGUCUUGGCCCAUCUCAUCUAUAUCUCUUGCUCCACCUAGAUCGUCGUAAGCUUGGCCUCUUCCUCCUUCUUCACCUCCUCGCCCUCAUUACUCC